UUCCAGCAGCAGCACACACAGGUUCUCUCUUCACAAGGCUGCCAGCCCUCCUGCCCUCAGUCCGUCGUGAGCUUCGCCGCUGCUUACCGACCCCACAGCGACCCUCUCGCCAACCCACAGACCGAGCAGCCGCACCUGAGGGACGGUCCCUGUCACAGAGAAGCAUGGCCGGCCGCAAGCUCCACCACUUCGUGUGCUUUGCUGUCACUAUGGGAUUGGUAGCGUGUGACAGCGGUAAUCUCAACUCAAGCCCAGAUGCGACUUCAGGUGAUACCACUCUUCAAAAUGGGGCAGAGUCAGCCACGAAAUCUACACCACCGGUCAGCUCCACAGUCUCCACAGUCCACUCCACCACCACAAAAUUAGCCCCAACGUCUCGCUUCACGUCUUCCGGACCGGCCCCAAGCAGCGCCUCAACCCCCUCCGUCCACACGGCGGUACCGCCCAAAAGCAAGAGCUGCCCUACAGCAGCACAGCCUGCCGGGGGGACACAUCAGAAGGCCCUCUUCCUGAUCAUCGCGGGCGCGCUGCUCUUCACCUGCGUCGUGCUGCUGGUCACCGUCACGGCGCUGGCCUGCAAGGUCAGCCACCUGAGGGGCCGGCUGAGCGGCAGCCGCUCGGCCCCGAUCAACGGCGCGGGCCUCUGGGCCCCCGGCCGAGAGGGCGGAGACGUGGCGGGCGCGGGCGUGGCCGAGACCAGCGUGAUGCUGGAGGAGGUCACCCCGGUCCAAAACAAGGAGGAGGCGACCGCCGCCGCCGACGAGGCGGGCCCUGCCGAGGAGGCCGACCGCGGACCGACCGCGGCUGCGGCGGCGAAACCGGAACCGGAACCAGAACCGGCCCCAGCCGCAGACCCAGACCCCGUCGAGAGCCCGAAAACUCCCACUGCAGACAAGGCCUAGAUCAUAUGGGGGUGGGGGGUUGUAACGGGGGCAGUGCCGGGCCUCCAGGAAGGAUGAGCGGCACAGCCAGGCCUGGUCUGUAGCUCGCGUGCAGUACGGAUAUUAAACACGGGGCCCGGUGAAGGGGACUUCCGUCACCCACAACGAGCGCUCAUCUCUGCUGGACUGCUUGCCUCUUUUCUCAUUUGCUCCUAAACUCUUUCGCUUUCUCUCAGCACCAGCAAGAUAUGACUAACAAGCACCGGACUGUCACCGUACAAAUCAAUAUGUCCUCUUGCAUAGAGGAAUUUAUGGGAUGUCCUUGUGUGCAGUGCUCUUAUCCAGCUAGCCCUUUUGAUCAAAAUAAAGUAUUAUAGUACCACCGCACUAGAUACAGAGAAUGAUAUGUAUUUUUUUUAAGAUUACAAUUUAACUAAUUUUGUGCUUUUAUUCUGAUGCAGUAAAUGCAAGAGCUUGGUCGUUUCAUGUACAUUGUAGUCCUGAGGUAGCCUUGGCUAAAGGAUGAAGCUGCUUUUCACAAGGGACACCACCUGCAGUCAGUGGUUAAGCAAGAGGCUAUUAGCAACAAACAUAAUUUGCAUUGUCCAAUAAAAAAAGAAUACAUAAUUCAGUUGCUGUGGAUUCAAGUGAAACAGGGCCAAAACUUUACCAAGUGAUCUACUGCAAAUCUGCUUGUCUUUUUUCCAUAAUGUGUUAAAAAACAUAUUUGAUAUGUGAAUAAACUUUCUAAUGUAAAAACACUGUU
Messenger RNA from Anguilla rostrata (American eel), 1647 nucleotides. RefSeq lists its product as uncharacterized. Gene Ontology annotation, cellular component: membrane. The record is from RefSeq and is a predicted model, not a curated record. NCBI's taxonomy places the organism in Eukaryota, Metazoa, Chordata, Actinopteri, Anguilliformes, Anguillidae. The transcript is spliced from 2 exons. The coding region runs from base 165 to 902 and encodes 245 amino acids.